AUGGAGCCCUUCCUCAGGAGGCGCCUGGCCUUCCUGGCCUUCUUCUGGGACAGGAUCUGGCCGGCGGGCGAGCCGGGCCCCGGCCCUGGCGACCCCCCCGCGCUGGAGCCGCCGCUCGAGGAGGAGCCGCAGGACCAGGACGGCGCCUGCUUGGAGGCGCGCCCGCUCCCGGGGCCGCCCGGCGCCCCGCCCGUGGCCGAGGGCCGCCCCGACGCGCUCCCAGACCGACCCUGGUUCUUCAGCAGCAUCAGCAGGACGCAGGCCCAGCAGCUGCUUCUGUCCACCGCCAACGCGCCGGGGGCGUUCCUCGUCCGGCCCAGCGAGAGCAGCCAAGGCGACUACUCCCUGUCAGUGCGGGCCCCGGCCAAGGUCUGCCACUACCGGAUCUCCACGGCGGCAGAUGGCGGCCUCUACCUGCAGAAGGGCCGCCUCUUCCCGGGCCUGGAGGAGCUGCUCGCCUACUACAAGGUCAACUGGAAGCUGAUCCAGAACCCGCUGCUGCAGCCCUGCGCACCCCAGGUGCCCCCGGAGCAGGAUGCUUGGGAGCGGCCGCGCUCCGAGUUUGCGCUGAGCAGGAAGCUGGGCCGAGGCUACUUCGGGGAGGUGUGGGAAGGUCUGUGGCUGGGCGCCCUGCCCGUGGCCGUCAAGGUCAUCAAGUCAGCCGACAUGAAGCUCACUGACCUGGCCAAGGAGAUCCAGACGCUCAAGAGCCUGCGGCACGAGCGCCUGAUCCGGCUGCACGCCGUGUGCUCCGCGGGCGAGCCCGUGCUCAUCGUCACGGAGCUCAUGCGCAAGGGCAGCCUGCAGGCCUACCUGGGCAGCCCCGAGGGCCGGGCCCUGAGUCUGCCCCAGCUGCUGAGCUUCGCCAACCAGGUGGCCGAGGGCAUGAGCUACCUGGAGGCCCGGCGCAUCGUGCACCGUGACCUGGCUGCCAGGAACGUGCUGGUGGGGGACGACCUGGCCUGCAAGGUGGCCGACUUCGGCCUGGCCCGGCUGCUCAAGGACGACGUCUACUCCCCGAGCAGCGGCUCCAAGAUCCCCAUCAAGUGGACGGCACCCGAGGCCGCCAGCUACCGCGUGUACUCGCAGAAGUCGGACGUGUGGUCCUUCGGCGUCCUGCUCUACGAGGUCUUCACCUACGGCCAGUGCCCCUACCAAGGAAUGAGCAACCAUGAGACCCUGCGGCAGGUGGUGAGGGGCUACCGGCUGCCGCGUCCGCCUGCCUGCCCCACCGAGGUCUACGGGCUCAUGCUGGGGUGCUGGAAGGGCAGCCCCGAGGAGCGGCCAGCCUUCGUGGCCCUGCAGGAGAAGCUGGGUGCCAUCUGCCGACGCCUGCACCCCACUCCCACGUGACCCGGCCGGCAGCGGCCAGCGCUUCCCUGGGCGGCUGCCAGGACGAG
Molecule: messenger RNA, 1400 nt
Organism: Talpa occidentalis (Iberian mole)
Lineage: Eukaryota; Metazoa; Chordata; Mammalia; Eulipotyphla; Talpidae
Gene: SRMS
Product: src-related kinase lacking C-terminal regulatory tyrosine and N-terminal myristylation sites
Exons: 8
Coding region: 1-1353 (450 amino acids)
Biological process (GO): cell surface receptor protein tyrosine kinase signaling pathway; protein phosphorylation; cell differentiation
Cellular component (GO): extrinsic component of cytoplasmic side of plasma membrane
Molecular function (GO): signaling receptor binding; ATP binding; non-membrane spanning protein tyrosine kinase activity
Source: RefSeq, a predicted model, not a curated record